Molecule: messenger RNA, 1173 nt
Organism: Sphenostylis stenocarpa
Lineage: Eukaryota; Viridiplantae; Streptophyta; Magnoliopsida; Fabales; Fabaceae
Source: the annotation of a GenBank genome assembly
AUGAGAAGAACUAUUCUGAGAAAUGCAACUCUGUACACUCGCAACCUUCUUCACUCCGCCCCCGCGCUCGCCGCUACUACUCGUCCGCGACCCAAACUUUUCUCUUCCAAUGAAACUCUCCCACCGGUUCCUCAAAACCCCGACGACGUCGACAACAAAGAGCUGAAGAGGCGAAUCGAAAGCUACAUGAAAGGCGACGAGCAGGUGCUGCCGUCGAUCAUGGAGGCGAUUCUGCAGCGGAAGCUGUCGGGGAAACACGAAGAGACUGACGACGAGCUUAUGGAGGAACUCCGCAUGAGCCCCAUCGACGACGUCGAUGACAGGGACUUCGAGUCCGAUUUCGAAGACUCUCACCAAACCGACGAGGAAAUCGACGAUUUGUACAACGCGAGGGAUGUGGUAAUGAAGAGGAUGGUACAGGAUGAGUACUUCAACAUGGAUGAUAAAAAGUGGGAUGACAUUGUUGAGGAUGGAAUCAAGCACGGUUUUCUUAGGGACACCAAAGAGUGCGAGGAGAUUCUAGAGGAUAUGCUCAGCUGGGACAAACUCCUCCCUGAUGAUAUAAAGCAGAAGGUGGAAACAAAAUUUAAUGAGCUAGGGGACAUGUGUGAAAGAGGAGAACUUGAACCUGAAGAAGCUUAUGAACAAUUUAAGAAGUUUGAGGAUGAGAUGGUAGCAGAAUACAUGAAGAUAAUGGAAAAAGAGGAGGUCCCACAGAUUGAUGAUCCUGCUGUGCAGGAUAAGAAAAAGGAUUUGGAUGAUCCACCAGGUGAAGGUCCAAUUUUGCGGUGGCAAACUCGCAUAGUCUUUGCCCCUGGUGGUGAUGCUUGGCAUCCAAAAAAUAGGAAAGUGAAACUGUCUGUUACUGUAAAGGAGCUAGGGCUUUCAAAAUACCAAUUUCGCCGCCUCAGAGAAUUGGUUGGAAAACGUUAUCAUCCGGGGAGAGAUGAGCUUACAAUAACUAGUGAGAGGUAUGAACAUCGAGAAGAAAACAGAAAAGACUGCUUAAGGACACUUCUCUCUCUCAUUGAGGAGGCAGGAAAAGCUAAUAAAUUAGUAGAUGAUGCCCGAUCUUCAUAUGUAAAGGAGAGGCUCCGUGCCAAUCCAGCUUUCAUGGAGAGGUUGCGUGCGAAGUCCAUGAGGUUGCGUGAAUCUAAUCAGGUUACAGCUUGA